AUGCCUCGCUACGCCGUUGACCUGAACAACCGCGAGUACAUCAAGCAGAACCAGCUCGCUGCCCUGAACUGGGUUGAGAGCCACACCGGCGCCGGAAACAAUAUUCAGUGGACCACGACCUGCAAGAUCAACGGCGAGGUUCAUGGAACCGGAACUUCUAGUGUGAAGAACACGGCGAAGGAGGAAGCGGCCAGACAGGCCCUCGUCAAGCUCGGGCUCUUGUCUGGGUAG
Molecule: messenger RNA, 231 nt
Organism: Trametes versicolor FP-101664 SS1
Lineage: Eukaryota; Fungi; Basidiomycota; Agaricomycetes; Polyporales; Polyporaceae
Exons: 4
Coding region: 1-231 (76 amino acids)
Source: RefSeq, a predicted model, not a curated record